This is a messenger RNA of Pteropus alecto (black flying fox), 4579 nucleotides long. RefSeq names its product protein kinase cAMP-activated catalytic subunit beta (gene PRKACB). The transcript has 11 exons. Gene Ontology annotation, biological process: peptidyl-serine phosphorylation. The record is from RefSeq and is a predicted model, not a curated record. NCBI's taxonomy places the organism in Eukaryota, Metazoa, Chordata, Mammalia, Chiroptera, Pteropodidae. Gene Ontology annotation, molecular function: cAMP-dependent protein kinase activity; ATP binding. Gene Ontology annotation, cellular component: cAMP-dependent protein kinase complex; nucleus. The coding region runs from base 385 to 1395 and encodes 336 amino acids.
GUUCGCCGAAGCCCCACACUCAGAACUGGCCCAGUCUUCCCGCCGGGACUCUGGGCAUCAGUGCCGGGAGCGCUCACCGCUCUGACCCGUACAGAAGCGGGAGUUGCCUCAUUCUGUGAAGCGGCGGGGACGGCCCCGGCCCCGGCCCCCGUUUCCCUCCCUGACCCCUUCUUUCCAGCGCCCCAGUCAUGGGGAACGCGGCGACCGCCAAGAAAGGCAGCGAGGUGGAGAGCGUAUACAGGUACAACUGCUCUUCAGAAGUUGGAAGGUUUUGCUAGCCGAUUAUUUCAUAGACACUCUAAAGGUACUACACAUGAUCAGAAAACAGCUCUGGAAAAUGACAGCCUUCAUUUCUCUGAACAUACUGCGUUAUGGGACAGAUCAAUGAAAGAGUUUCUAGCUAAAGCCAAAGAAGACUUUUUAAAAAAGUGGGAAAAUCCUGCUCAGAAUAAUGCUGGCUUGGAGGAUUUUGAAAGGAAAAAAACCCUUGGAACAGGUUCAUUUGGAAGAGUCAUGUUGGUGAAACAUAAAGCCACUGAACAGUAUUAUGCCAUGAAGAUCUUAGAUAAGCAGAAGGUUGUUAAACUGAAACAAAUAGAACAUACUUUGAAUGAGAAAAGAAUAUUACAGGCAGUGAAUUUUCCUUUUCUUGUUCGACUGGAGUAUUCUUUUAAGGAUAAUUCUAAUUUAUAUAUGGUUAUGGAAUAUGUCCCUGGGGGUGAAAUGUUUUCACAUCUAAGAAGAAUUGGAAGGUUCAGUGAACCCCAUGCACGGUUCUAUGCAGCUCAGAUAGUGCUGACAUUUGAGUACCUUCAUUCACUAGACCUCAUCUACAGAGAUCUAAAACCUGAAAAUCUCCUAAUUGACCACCAAGGUUAUAUCCAGGUCACAGACUUUGGGUUUGCCAAAAGAGUUAAAGGCAGAACUUGGACAUUGUGUGGUACUCCAGAAUAUUUGGCUCCAGAAAUAAUCCUCAGCAAGGGCUACAAUAAGGCAGUGGAUUGGUGGGCAUUAGGAGUAUUAAUCUAUGAAAUGGCAGCUGGCUACCCCCCAUUCUUUGCAGAUCAACCAAUUCAGAUUUAUGAAAAGAUUGUUUCUGGAAAGGUUCGAUUUCCAUCACACUUCAGUUCGGAUCUCAAGGACCUUCUAAGGAACCUGCUGCAGGUGGAUUUGACAAAGCGGUUUGGAAAUCUAAAGAAUGGUGUCAGCGAUAUAAAAACUCACAAGUGGUUUGCUACAACAGAUUGGAUUGCUAUUUACCAGAGGAAGGUUGAAGCUCCAUUCAUACCAAAGUUUAGAGGCUCUGGGGAUACCAGCAACUUUGAUGACUAUGAAGAGGAAGAUAUCCGUGUCUCUAUAACAGAAAAAUGUGCAAAAGAAUUUAGUGAAUUUUAAAGAUGAGCAAUGAGAUGACAUCAGAGCUCAUGCUCAGUCUUUGCACUCUCUUGAGAGAUAAGGUGGAGCUGAGACCGUCCUUGUCGAAGCAGUUACCUAGUUUCUUCAUUGCAGCGACUGAGUGAGGUCUUUAUUGCCAUCAUCUGUGUGUGCACUCUGCGUCCACCUAUGUAACAAGGCACCACUUAAGCAAGCAUUGUCUGUGCCAUAACACAGAACUAGACACUUUCCUGCUUCUCUUUGGUUUCCUUCUCUCCUCUUACAUCUGUUUCUUCUUUUUUCAUUUUUAUUAUUUUUUUCCAUACAGUGCUCCAUUUUAUUUUGUUGUUGUUUCAAAUGGGCAGUGUUAUGGCGAUGUGAUAUUCGAAGGGAAGGAUAAGUACUGCUUUUAGUAGUUCUUGCCAAUAUUUUUGUUGGUCAGUGACUCAAAGAUAUACUUUCUAAUCAUUAUUUUUACUUGGAGUAGCUCAGACUCAGUGUUGUCAGAACUCUUGACAAUUUUGAGGAUAGAAUGUUUUAUCACCAAGGAAAUGUACACACAUUUAAACAAUAACUUUCUUAGAACUCACUGUUCUAGCAAUAAAUUUGGACAGACUAAUAAGAGUUGUUAAACCUAGAAAUUUGGAUUCCUAUAGAUCAGAGGUCUAUUUCCCUUCACCUCUUUUUAUAUCAUCCUCCCCUUGAGCAAUUCAGUGACCAACCUGUGCAGUGUGACAAAUGCGUCUCAUUCACAGGAAAAAACUAAUGAUAUGGAUUAUCAUCACCCAGAUUCUCUCACUUGGUACCAGCAUUUCUGUAGGUAUUACAGAAGAGUUAGUUCUAAGAUUUCUAAACCUCAACUCUUCCAUAACGGUUUUAACCAGUAUUUUAAUAGAACAUGACUAAUGAAAGUGACAAAUUUUUAAGUUUCUCAAGUAAGUCCUCACUAUAAAUUUUUUAAAGGAAAAGAAACUAACUAAAAAGAAUAUUAAUGUGGAUAAGUACUUUGCUAAAUCAAAUGGCUUGAUUCUUGUAAACAGUGUAAACAAACUCUUACUUCAAUGAGGUUUUUUGUUUGUUUUGCUUUGCUUUGCUUUGUCACAGUUAAGAACCAAGGAAGUUGUUGCCAAGGUUGUUAUUCUGGUGUAUUAUAUUUGUCAGCCUGGGAUAGAGGCACUGUGCAACUUUGGUUUUCAUCCUAUGCCUCAUCAAUGAAGAGGGACAAACUUUAUAAAACCGCCACAAUUGUAUUUUAAUUUUGAGGUGUGAUAUUUUUAGAUAUGUAAUAAUUUCUAGCCUCUUUCGGUAAACAGAAUGUGUGAUAAUGCAGAUACAAUUUUAGUAUUGAAGUUUAGUUUUUUAAUAUACUUUUUUGCCAACUGACUUAACAACAUUGUGGUCAUGUGGAAAUUUCAAGCACUUUUGCACAUUUAGUUUUGUGUUUGUUGAGAAUCCAUGACUUAACUCAGUUUUUUAAAUAUUUUUUUUCUUUGCUUUUAAAUCUUCCCAUCUUGUUUUAUCUGUGUGUCAGUGACCUGUCCUAAAACCACACAUCAAAAUAGUUGAAAAUAAACUGUGUUCAUUUUUUAUCAUCAAAUUACAUGCAUAUGAGUUGUUUUUACUCAAUCUGAUAUUAAUGUAUGUAAGCAUUCUAUUUGCUUCAUUAUAAGUAUGUCAGGUAGGUCACCGACUACUUUUCAUCUCUACCACACCCUUGCAAAACCUUUGAAGACAUUGAGAAAGCCCGUCUGAGAUGUUCUCUGCAUCAGUCUGUAUGUCUUUCGGUUGUCAAGUGUUUCUGCAUGUUUAUGUCAUUGACAAGCUGAUACUGAUUUCAGCUUUUGGUCCACCUAUAUUUAAAAUGUGCAAGACAAGUAUGAACUACUUUGCUGUAGCAAGUUUGAUGAAACAAAAAUAUAUCAUCAUGUUAAUAAAUUUAAAACGUCAUUUAUAUAAAAUAUUUUAAUUAGUUUUUUUAUUUCAUUUAGAACCCAAGAAAUGCUGAUCAUUGUAUUCUAUAUGUAUGCUACAAAUUCUAUGGUAGCCUUGCUGUAUAUUACUGUAAAAUUAUUUUAAUAAAUCUUGGGGAUGACAAUUUGAUUAUUACAUUUUAGUUUUCAGUAAUUAAAAAGAUUUCUAUAAAUUCUAAUUUUUUUAAAAUGAAAUUACUACUGUCCAGUACAACUUGUUAUAGAAUCUAUCCAGGUAGAUGAUCUGUAGGCAGUACAUUGGUUUUGAGGGCUAUUUAGCUAUUCCAUUUUAUUCCCUAUGUAAAGAACAUGAACAAGCUUUUAAAUAUAUUGAGGUAGUCUAUUUCCAACCAAUGAAGUACACUGAAUUAGAGUAUCUGAAAAUUAUACAAAAUUCUGUUUCUGCCACAGUUUAGCCAAAAACAAUAUAAAAACUCGAAUAAGAAAUAAGUGGCACAAAUCAGUAUUUAACCUCAGAUUAUUUUAUUUGAAACAGAAGAAAUUAUGUUUUUAUUCAGUAAAUAACGAGAUGGCUUGUAGAAGAAGGAGCCCUAGACCAAGUUUCAGGCCUAAUCUGUCACUAUUAGCAUGACCUUGGCCUCAGUUCUCUUAUCCAUGAAAUGGAAGAGUUCCAUUAGGCAGUUUCUAAGGUCCCUUCUAACUUUCACAUGCUAAGAUUCUUUAUAUUUGACAUUUUGAAGGGAUAAUAUGCUUUGAAGUAAAUUUUGUUAAGGUGAUAUUUUAGGGCAUCUUUCUUAUCUCUUAUGGUGUUCUUAAAAUUCUUUGAAUAUCAUGAGAACCUCGUGUCUGUUAUGAUUCCUUCCUCCUUCACUGAUGCUAAAUAUCCAAUUGAUAUCAAACUGUCAACCUACCAAAAAAAAAGAUAUUGUGGCUUGUGGGUAUUGCUGUCAUGUUUUUUGAUAAGUUCUUGUAUCAACUGCCCAUUGGCCUGAAAAUACUCAUUGUAAGCCUGAAAAAAAAAAAUCAUUUUUCUUUCCCACUGACUGUUUUUUCUGCUUAUUGUAAAAAUCAAAUGAAAUAAUGUAUGUGAAAACACCUUGUAACCUGUAACCUAUCAAUGUAAAAUGUUAAGGUGUAUUGUUAUUUCAUUAAUUACUUCUUUGUUUAGAAUGGACUUUCCUAUGCACUGCGGUAGCUAGGAAAUGCUGAAAACAGCUGUGUUUUUUAAAUAAUCAAUAACUGUAAAAUUAAAGUAUCUUCACAGGAUAAAACAA